CAUCACGCGAGAGGAGGAUCUUCCGGUUCACGCGGCGGUUCCGUAUCGUGUCGUCCCCGGAGCAUGUGCCGCUCUUGGUUGUGUUAGUAUGGCGGUGCCGUGGAGCCGAUGCUGGAGGAGCGGCGCUGGGGCGGCUGUGCUGCUGGACUGGUGUGGCGGGUUCAGCAGAAGAGCUUUCACUCACGCGGUUUCAGCAGGAAGAAGAACGCGGUGUUCCACCGCUGCGCCGCAGCCAGCGACCGCACGGAUGAAGGUUUUAUUCCGGCAGGGCCCUGUAUAUAAUUUUAACAGACCAAUGACUAUUGCAAGGCACAGGAAUAGAUGUCUGUACACAACACCACGAGUUGGUUGCAGUAUAUGCAAUGAUGCAAAGUUAAAAGAUCCUUUCUCACUAGCACAAAAGGACUUGCAAAAUUUAUAUGAAGACAUCAAAAAGCAGCUGCUCGUCUCUAAAGCGGAGCUGAAAGCGCUGUGUGAUUAUUACUUUGAUGGGAAGGGAAAAGCCUUUCGACCCAUGAUUGUGAUCCUGAUGGCACGAGCUUGCAACGUCCACAGCAAUAAAGAGGGGGUCCUGCUGCCGGCGCAGCGCUCCAUCGCAAUGAUCUCCGAGAUGAUCCACACUGCCAGUCUGGUGCAUGACGACGUUAUUGAUGAUUCGGACACAAGACGUGGGAAAAACACCAUUAAUAAAGUCUGGGGAGAGAGAAAAGCGAUCCUGGCUGGAGAUUUCAUUCUGUCAAUGGCAUCCAUGGCAUUAGCACGCAUCGGGAACAAUACAGUAGUGUCUGUGCUGUCACAAGUCAUAGAAGACCUUGUGCGAGGUGAAUUCAUGCAGCUGGGGUCUAAAGAGAACGAAAACGAGAGAUUUAAGCACUACCUUGAGAAAACCUUCAAGAAGACUGCAAGUCUCAUUGCAAACAGCUGUAAAGCAGUGUCAAUUUUGGUCAAUUCUGAUCCUGAGGUGCAUGAGAUCGCCUAUCAGUAUGGACGAAAUGUUGGCAUUGCAUUCCAGCUUGUGGAUGACAUUCUGGACUUCACUUCAUGUGCAAACCUCCUGGGGAAGCCGUCAGCUGCCGAUCUCAAACUGGGUCUGGCCACCGGUCCCGUUCUGUUCGCUUGUCAGCAGUUUCCUGAGCUGCAUGCAAUGAUAAUCAGACGCUUCAGCUCUGAUGGAGAUGUGGAUCGAGCCUGGCAAUAUGUCCUGAAGAGUGACGGUGUGGAGCAGACGAACUACCUCGCCCAGCACUACUGCCAAGAGGCCAUUCGUCAGAUCCGCCGGCUGCGGCCGUCGACCGAGCGGGACGCGCUCAUCCAGCUGACGGAGCUGGUGCUGCGCCGGGACAAGUGAGCCCGGACGUAGAGCUCCACACUCAGGCAGCUACACCUCUGCAGGACCCUGCUGUGAGACAGACGCCGGGGCUUCAGAGAGCAAAGAAUCACACUUACAUUGUCACUGUAUGCUUUACCGUACUGUACUCCGUGGUGUUUUACUGAUACUCCAUGAAAUCAUUGUAAUUCCAGGUGUUGCACGGAUGGAUGUGCUACGGUCACGUGUGGAUCGUUACAGAUGCUCACUUAAACAUCCGUCCACACUAUGAAAGGCCAGACGUCUGAGAUGCUCAUUAGUGUACUUUUGCAUCAAGUGCUUAAUAACAACCAAGGCCUUAAACCUCACUACUUACUCAAAUUAAAGAAGAUAUUUUUAAGUAAA
Messenger RNA from Carassius carassius (crucian carp), 1711 nucleotides. RefSeq names its product all trans-polyprenyl-diphosphate synthase PDSS1-like. Gene Ontology annotation, molecular function: prenyltransferase activity. The record is from RefSeq and is a predicted model, not a curated record. Lineage: Eukaryota; Metazoa; Chordata; Actinopteri; Cypriniformes; Cyprinidae. Gene Ontology annotation, biological process: ubiquinone biosynthetic process; isoprenoid biosynthetic process. The transcript has 11 exons. Bases 89 to 1348 code for a protein of 419 amino acids. Gene Ontology annotation, cellular component: mitochondrion; transferase complex.